Messenger RNA from Enterobius vermicularis (human pinworm), 381 nucleotides. The record is from the annotation of a GenBank genome assembly. Lineage: Eukaryota; Metazoa; Nematoda; Chromadorea; Rhabditida; Oxyuridae.
AUGGUUUCAGAAGGCAAACACGUCAGAUUUAAUAUCUCUGAUUCUAUAAAUCCUUCGUCAAGGAACACUUCUACAGUCGACGUUGACAAAGAAAGCCGAAAAUUAUUUGUUGAAAAAUUUUAUAUUUCUAAAUUUACAAAGCGCGGUGGCAGUAACCUUUCAAUCAGCCAAACAUUUCCAAUUCAACAUCGCACAUCAUCGUCGUCGUUAUUAUCACCAACAGUACGGGCAUCGUCAUCGUCAGAAUCGUCAACCGCCGCAGCAAUGGACUACUAUACGUUCGAACCGCGGAUUUCGCGUUCCAAGAGUGUUGCUGAUUCCGUAAGUGGCAUGAUAUGUUUGUUACCUCUUCAUUUCGUUUCUUUUUUUAUUGUCGCCUAA